GUUACUGACGUUUUGAGCGUCUGAAAAUAAGGACAAUGUCACAGGUUUCUAAACAUUGUUGACAUAAAAAUGUGAAUUAAUAACACGACAACCUUUGAACUGAUGUUAGCGUGGGAAAGAAUAUAAAUACAAGAACAAGUUUGGACACUAUCACAAAGAAUUCGGCGAUCUUUUACCACAGCAUCUGGAUGAGUCUUGACAUCUACUCUCAGGUCAUAGCUAUAGGUCUACGCAUCAUUAGAAUUUUACUUCGACGCAGAGGACUUAAUGUUUAUAUUUAUCCCCAAGAUCUAAGUUGGAAAUCUACACCAAGUACAGAGAUCUAGAUUGUGUUCUAUGUUUCAUUAUAGUUUGAUAUCAGCGCAGAGAACUUCAGCUUGAUAAUUUAUCCCCAAGAUCUAAGUUUGAAAACUCCGCUCAAGAUUUCAGAUUCUCAUUGCCAAGUAGCCCUACGUUGUUAGCUGUGGAAGACAUGGAAUCAAUAUAUUCACAUCUACGCAAAGAGCAUCAUAAGGUUCCUUGCAGUCAGGAGACUCACAUAGAUCUUUGCAUUGAAGAUUACAAUAAACCCGGAAAUGCCAGAAAAUUUGAGGAGAACGCAAGGGUUAUGUUGUACCGAGCGCCAAUGUAUUGCGCCAAGUUGCUUGCUGAAAUUUUGUCUGACACACUUAAGAAUGUCAAGAUUUUGGAUGUUGCUUCAGGACCAGGUCAAGUUGGCAGUGAACUUUAUAAAGUAGGCUUCAGGAACGUGCACGCGCUAGACGGGUCAUGGGCCAUGCUGGAGGCGUGCCGUCAGAAAAAAGUGUACUCGGACUAUCUUUGUUGUAUCAUUGAAGAGUACGGAGCCGUUCCAGUGGAUGAUGGAUUCUAUGACGCAGUCGUGACAUCAGGAGCAGUGCUAGAGCAUCAUCUGCCAGCAUCAUCCCAGUCAGAGUUCGCCAGGAUAACUAGGCCAGGAGGAUAUUGCGUCAUCUCGUACAGCUCUGACGUCACGGUGACCGAGUACGGCAAAGCGUGGCAGGCAGAGUCCAAGAGGCUAGAGGAGGCUGACAUCUGGAAAGUUCACUGUAAGGUUGUCAUCCCAGAUUAUUACAAAAAUCUGUCUGGGUUUGUGGACAUUUUCAAAGUCUUGUGAACUGAUGAGGGCUAGUUGAGACAGACUGAGAGAGAGAAGACUUGGAGAGAUGAACAAGACAGACGGACCAAGAGAUUAUUUGUAAGAGGAAACUCAAUACACGUUAGUAAGAUAGGUGGAUAGAAUGAAAUGGAUGUGAAAUAGAGAGAGAGAGAGAGAGAGAGAGAGAGAGAGAGAGAGAGACAAGGUGGGUGAGGUUGUAUGAAAAUGAACGGUUGAUAAAAUGAGUGAGAAAGAACAUAAGAAAAUAAAAAAAAAAAAACAUGACGAAAUUUUGAGAGGAGAAAGAAUGUGAGAAGUAGAGAGAGAAACAAAGAAAAAGAUAGAAUCAAAUGAUGAAAGAGAAGAGAUGAACAGAAAGAGAGAGAGAGAGCUUGGGACCAGAAGAAAAAAAAAGAUAAAGAAAUGUUUGUAUAUUUGUGAGUAAAUAGGGAACAAAGAAAAUAAAAACGGAGACCCAAAAUAAAAAAAAUUAAUGAAAAAGAAAGUUAUUGAGAGAGAAAGGGAAGAAAUAGAAAGAGAGUGAGAAAGAGAAGAAAUAAAAAGAGAGUGAGAAAGAGAAGAAAUAAAAAGAGAGUGAGAAAGAGAAGAAAUAAAAAGAGAGUGAGAAAGAGAAGAAAUAAAAAGAGAGUGAGAAAGAGAAGAAAUGGAAAGAGAGUGAGAAAGAGAAGAAAUAAAAAGAGAGUGAGAAAGAGAAGAAAUGGAAAGAGAGUGAGAAAGAGAAGAAAUAAAAAGAGAGUGAGAAAGAGAAGAAAUAGAAAGAGAGUGAGAAAGAGAAGAAAUAGAAAGAGAGUGAGAAAGAGAAGAAAUAGAAAGAGAGUGAGAAAGAGAAGAAAUAGAAAGAGAGUGAGAAAUAAAAGAAAUAAAAAGAGAGUGAGAAAGAGAAGAAAGAGAAAGAGAGUGAGAAAGAGAAGAAAUAGAAAGAGAGUGAGAAAGAGAAGAAAUAGAAAGAGAGUGAGAAAGAGAAGAAAUAAAAAGAGAGUGAGAAAGAGAAGAAAUAAAAAGAGAGUGAGAAAGAGAAGAAAUGGAAAGAGAGUGAGAAAGAGAAGAAAUAAAAAGAGAGUGAGAAAGAGAAGAAAUAGAAAGAGAGUGAGAAAGAGAAGAAAUAGAAAGAGAGUGAGAAAGAGAAGAAAUAAAAAGAGAGUGAGAAAGAGAAGAAAUAGAAAGAGAGUGAGAAAGAGAAGAAAUAGAAAGAGAGUGAGAAAUAGAAGAAAUAGAAAGAGAGUGAGAAAUAGAAGAAAGAGAAAGAGAGUGAGAAAGAGAAGAAAUAGAAAGAGAGUGAGAAAUAGAAGAAAUAGAAAGAGAGUGAGAAAGAGAAGAGAUAGAAAGAGAGUGAGAAAGGAUAAAACAAAGUUUCGUUGUUAAUGACGCUUGUAAAUAUGUUACAAAACUAUUUCACACUUGUUUUACUUUGAAUCACUGUCAAAACUUGACAAUGUAAAUAACUGUCCAAUGCAAUGUGUAUUGAUCAUAAUUAUAACUUUUUGGUUGAUACAUAGAUUUCUCCUACCUACAGAAUUGUAUUCCUUGUUUCACAUUCACUGUGCUCUAAGUUUACAUUACAUCUUCAAUCACUAGUCCGUGCCUAUUAGUUUUGUAGUUAUGAACUUAAACUUUAGACUUUCAUAAAGUCAGAAUGGUUUUAGUAAAACUUGUAUAUUGCUUCACCAAUUGUACAGUGUCCAAAGCAAGGGUUAUGGAUAGUAUUAUUUCUUUGAGAACUGUAUCUGGCUAAUCGUUCUGACGAUAUUUCUUAUGUUUUAUAUGAAAAGAAUAAUACAAGUAUUUGCUUUAGUUUGUUAAUUAAAAAGUCUCUCUCUUUUCUCGAAAGCUUCGGUUGACUCUCACUCACCCUCUGUCUCCAAACUCUCCUUCUAUUCUAAUAUAAUUCAGCCACUGACUUAGUUUCUUACUCUCUCUCUCUCUCUCUCUCUCUCUCUAACGCCACCCAUUCUCUCUCUCUCUUCUACACACCAUUCCUCUCUCUAUCUCUCACUCUGUCAUAUGCUUCAGUUACUUUCUGUCUGUUGGCUCACAUUUUAAAUGUAUUAAAACCAACACAUUUGUUCAAUGUUUACUUUGCUUCUAAUAAUCUAAUUAGAAUUCGUGUCCUUACAUUACAACCUAUAGCUUUUCUUUUAGUUUACAAUAAGCAAAAAUCUUUGUAGUUUAUUUGUCAACUCACUCUCAAACUUUUUGUAAUAUAUGUACAUACAUUAAAUACAAUGAUUCUAUUCCGAAA
Biomphalaria glabrata is the source of this 3377-nucleotide messenger RNA. Its product is annotated as methyltransferase-like protein 27. The coding region runs from base 473 to 1135 and encodes 220 amino acids. The record is from RefSeq and is a predicted model, not a curated record. Gene Ontology annotation, molecular function: S-adenosylmethionine-dependent methyltransferase activity. NCBI's taxonomy places the organism in Eukaryota, Metazoa, Mollusca, Gastropoda, Planorbidae. The transcript is spliced from 5 exons.